AUGACACCCACACUCAAUGGCAAGGAGGUCACUAUCGAUAUGCUCGUCGGAAAUCCAUUCAUGAGAAAUAUAUUUGAGACCAAGGAUGGGAGAUAUGCCGUGCUGAGUGCAGUAUAUGUCGACCUGGUGUACAAGUGGACGUCAUUCUUAGGCUGCUCAGUGGCAGAGAGUGAUGUGCGACAGAAAGUGAAACAACUUGGAAGCAGCUGCCACAGAGGCUGGCCUGCCAAUGGCCCUCUGCCAAACGGAAGUAUCAUGGGCGCACAUCCUCAAGGCUCUCACCUAGUAAAGUUCCCAAGGGUCCCAGUCGAACGACAUGCGUCCAGCCUUUCUGGAGCCCCUCCUUCUCCAUCUCCGUAUCUCCCUGCCAAUCCAACACGUCCACUGUCUGGCCUCCGUGUACAGUGCGUUACUCACGCCAUCGCCGGUCCUUCAAUGGGUCGCACUUUGGCUGAGCAUGGUGCCUCCGUCCUCCAGAUCAUGUUUACACACGGCUUCGAGCAUACUUUCGUCUAUACAUGCGCCAAUUUGGGCACCGCAUCCAGUAGACUCAACCUACACAAGGAAGCUGAUCGCGAGAGGCUUUCCACAUUGGUAAAAGAUGCGCACGCGUGGGUUGAUAGCUACCGAGACGGUGCUAUCUCCAAGUUCGGGUUUAGCGACGACGACAGCCGAAGCCUUAACCAAAGCAUUAUCUUAUGUCGUGUACGUCUCUAUGAAAACACGGGCCCUUGGAAGUCGAAAUCAGGUUUCGACAUGCAAGGGUCUGCGUCCAGUGGGCUGAUGAGUCUUAUGAGUCAGGAUGAGGGCGACGGUCGACCUCAGUGGCCGCCUGGUAUUGUCAUCAAUGACUACACAACUGGGUAUUCUGCUGCUUUGGCAAUACAGAGCAUCAUUUUGAAAAGGGCCAAGGGUGAGGUCGACGUCGGCGACGGAUGGCUCGUCAGUCCUAGCCUCCGAUGGCUGCGGUACGAAGUAAAAGUUAAAGACGGAGCAAGUCUAACAAACAUCGCGCAACUCCAGCUUCUUAAGCCUGAAGGCUGUGCUGGAGCCGCCCUAGUGGACAGGCUUCUGUAUUCCGCUUUCGGCCUUGUCUCUGCCCUCGACUCUAUCUCAGCUUCACCACUGCAAAGAGUGUCCAUAUGA
Exophiala aquamarina CBS 119918 is the source of this 1146-nucleotide messenger RNA. RefSeq lists its product as uncharacterized. Gene Ontology annotation, molecular function: catalytic activity. The record is from RefSeq and is a predicted model, not a curated record. The transcript has 2 exons. NCBI's taxonomy places the organism in Eukaryota, Fungi, Ascomycota, Eurotiomycetes, Chaetothyriales, Herpotrichiellaceae. Bases 1 to 1146 code for a protein of 381 amino acids.